AUCGCAAUUCCACUUUUAAAGAAUGCCUUCCACUCCGCUAUCCGCACUACUACUCAUCGGGACGGUGUUGCUGUUCGCUACCCCGGCCUGGGCUUUUGGGGCUGGGAAUAUUGUCAACGUUUCUCAGGUUGCUGGGAAAAAUUGGCGUCACGGGGAUAUCGAGGAGGCGCUCCUGGAGCUGUUCUUGAGUCAAGCCGGGAGCAAAAAGUUUGACAGGUUGAAUGUCAAAAGGGUUUACUUUGUACGUGUUGUUGGCUCAUGGCUGAUCGCGGGAAUGGGAUUCCUUGGGCUAACGGGGAAUGCAGGGAAAUUGGCUCAGAGAUUAUUCGCAGGCUGUUGAUGUUGGUGGUUUGAAGCAACUGCCGAAGGAUGCCAUCCGCGUUUUGGUAAGCUGCUGUCAACUUAAGCUUUUAAUGAGAAUCUGGCUGACGGACAGGGACACGUGGCAGUUGUGGGUCUUGUCGUUUAUUACUUUUGGUUUUGCGACCGGAGAGUUUGAGGUUACCGAGGAGCGCCUUGGAUGUUAUCGCCCAGAGGAGCAUAUUGACAACCCAAAGGUUUCCCCCGUAGGCUUUGCUGCUUGUUUAUCAUGCAAUAUCUAACCCUCAAUUUCCUAUAGGGCUACGCCGGUAAUGAGGAUGCCCGCAAAUACGAUUGCCGCCUACGCGGCCCCGUUGACGAGGGCAAGGAGUUGGCUGUGGAUGAGCGUACCGGACUUAAAGCCUACAUCGCAUCCGAGGAUCGUGGUAUGGACACCUCUGCCGGACUUGUUCGGAGGAGGUUUGAAGAAGCUAUUGAGAAGGGCCGAGCAUAUGGCAGGGACGGCAGAGAUGUGGAUCUGUAUGAAGCGUUGAGACUCCUGGGAACUGGGCUGCACUGCUUGGAAGGUGUCACGCCCUCUAAACUUCAUUCUGCGUGACGCUGACUGGGUAGAUUGUAGACUAUGCGGCUCACUCUAACUACUGCGAGCUGGCUCUGAGAGAAUUGGGGCCCCAGGUUUAUCCCCAUGUUGGGGAGCAAACUGAGAUUGAAGUCAAUGGAAAGAGGGUUUUCCCGGUAGUCACAGGAACAUGUGCGAUGCAACUCCUUAUUUGAUUCCCUCAACCCUUACUAACUGCAAGCUAAUUCCUGCUUCUUUGUCUUUAGUUGGAAUGACGGAUUUCCUUCACAGUGUUUUAGGUGAGGUAUCGGACAAAAUGGUGCAAUCCGAGGUCCAGGAUCUUGACAGUAAACUCAGCAGUGCGUCUGAUCCCAACAGGUCCAGCGAAGCCACUUCUACCCUGAAGGGUAUACUUGACAAUAUCCCAUGGGCUCUCCUCGGUAUUGGUGGGGAUUUUGGGUCGGAAGCAGAUCGACUACAACAAAACGCUAAUGCUAAAAAAUUGGAACGAACCUCAAUUCAACCCAAGAUGGAUGUCGCCGGAUAUGACAUGGAAGAGAUGAAGCGCCAGACGGAACAAACUGUAAAGGAUAUCUUCCCCAUUUUGGAGUUCCAUGAUAAGGUUAUCAAAGCUUUCCAAACUGGCAUCGAUAAGAUCCCUGGAGCUAGCGCAUUGAUGGAAAAUCUUACUGGUGCUAUGCAAAUUUAUGUCUUCAGCAUCCUCGCACCCUACAUCAAACCCAUUCUCGAGAGGACUAAGGCUGAGCUGGCUGCCGGUUCCGGUGGUGUUCUGGCUGCCUCUGAGAAGGCCCAGUUUGAGGUUUUCGAGGACGAAAACUGCUCGGAUCCGACUCACUCUAUCCUUUCGAAGGAUCAUUUCACAAAUAUUCUCAAUCCCGUUGCCGGGAGAGUUGCUUCGGCUACAAUUUCAUUUGCCGUUCCUUUAGUUGUUAGCGCCUGGGACGAUAGCAACAAGGAUACCCGCCAAAUCAUCGACGAUAUACUUCAAGUUUUCCAUCACCCGGCCCUCAAAGACGAGAACAGGGCAGGGCAGCAUGCUAUGUUUGAGGCCGUGAAGAAAUGGUGGGAGGAGAAAGAUGAGAGCCAAAGGCACCACCUGGAAGAGGCUCUCAGUAAACAAGGCGUCAGAGAUGGAAAGAAUCACGAGGGCGAGGACCCAAAUCCAGGACCUGGCGGAUGUGGUCAUAGUCACGAGGGUAUUCCGGGGGGUGGCGUUCCGGCUUCCCGCUCUAGUGGAAAUCGACAAUUUAGUUCUGGUGGGGAUGAAGCUAGCCGUAGGGAAUCGUCGUACGGCACCUCCGGCCGCGAUCGCGAAGAAGCCUCCACUGCCGGUGGAGGUUAUGGCUCGGUAAUUGAUCCGGGGACUUCGUCUUAUGGUAGUACUGAGACCGGUUACUCCUCCCAUCGCCAGAACCAGGGGGCCGAUUCUUAUGACUCUUCCAGACGUGACAACGGUAGUUACGGGAGUGCCGGUGGAGGAUAUGGAUCUAAUACCCGAGGCUCUUACGGCUCCUCCUACACCCGUGAUAGCGAUAACCCCCAGGGUCGGGCAGGUUCCCAUGAGCAUACUGGGACGUCUUCCUAUGGUGGUGGUAGCGGCGCUGGACGUAGCGGAUAUGAUAACGAGUCUCCGUCUUAUCCCCGUAGCUCCGGAGAAAACACUACCUCCUACGGUCGUGAGGAGCAAAUUUCUUCCUACGGGCGCGCAGUCUGUGGUGAGGAGGCUAUCCCUUCCUCCUAUGGAAUAUUUGGUCACACUGAGGGGGGUGGUUCCUACACUAGAUCAGGGGGUAGUCGGGAGACCGCUCCACCUGGCAGAUCUGGCCGUGGCGAAGAAGUAUCACCUCACGGAAGAAUGGGCCAGGGCGAGAGCAGCUCCACCUACCGGCGCUCUAGCUUUAGUGGUGGCAUUGAGGAGCCUUCCUACGGGCGCUCCGGUCACUCGUACGGCAGUCGCGAUACUGACACUUCUGAAUAUGGGCCACCUCGCAGGACUGAUGAGGGUGAGGGACAAGGGUAUGGCCGCAGAGGUGUGGGCGGGGAAGGGUAUGGGGAGGAAUAUCGCGGGUAUGGCUACUAAAGUAUUACUUUCUUUUUUGGACUGUGUUUGGCGGCAGCGGUAUAACAGGCUAGUUUGUGGCGUGUAUUCGGAAAUUCAGUUGCUAUUAUGGAACUUG
This is a messenger RNA of Tuber aestivum (summer truffle), 3078 nucleotides long. The record is from the annotation of a GenBank genome assembly. NCBI's taxonomy places the organism in Eukaryota, Fungi, Ascomycota, Pezizomycetes, Pezizales, Tuberaceae.